Messenger RNA from Funneliformis geosporum, 2898 nucleotides. The record is from the annotation of a GenBank genome assembly. NCBI's taxonomy places the organism in Eukaryota, Fungi, Glomeromycota, Glomeromycetes, Glomerales, Glomeraceae.
AUGGUUACAAAAGUUGGAAUUAAUGGGUUUGGAAGAAUUGGACGGUUGGUUCUUCGUAUCGCCCAAAAUUAUCCCGAUAUCAAGAUUGUAGCCAUCAAUGAUCCAUUCAUUGACCUUGAUUACAUGGCUUAUUUGUUUAAAUAUGAUUCCACGUAUGGAAGGUUUAAAGGAGAUGUCGAAGUAAAGAGCGGAAAAUUAUUUAUUAAUGAAAGUGAAGUUUGUGUAUUCACCAAGAAAAAUCCCGAAGAAAUUCCUUGGGGAGAAGUUGGAGUUAAAAUUGUUGUGGAAUCAAGUGGUGCUUUUACUUCCACCGAAAAAUCAUCUGCUCAUCUUAAAGGGCGCCGAGAAGGUGGUUAUAUCAUCACCAGCAGAUUGUCCAAUGUUUGUAGUAGGACCAAAGUAAUUCAAGAGAAUUUUGGCAUCUUGGAAGGAUUGAUGACAACCGUACACGCCACUACAGCCACACAAAAAACCGUUGAUGGACCUUCGUCUAAGGAUUGGAGACGUGGUAGAGGAGCAUCACAAAAUAUUAUACCAAGUUCAACUGGAGCAGCUAAAGCUGUUGGUAGAGUGAUUCCUGAAUUAAACAAAAAAUUGACCGGUUUGGCCUUUAGGGUUCCGCCUACUAUUGUUUCUGUAUUAGAUUUAACACUGAGAUUGGAAAAAGAAACUAACUACGAAGAAAUUAAACAAGCCGUUAAACGAGCUUCGGAAAAUGAAUUGAAAGGUGUAUUGAGUUACACUGAAGAUGAUGUCGUUUCUUCGGAUUUUAUUGGCGAUUCUCAUUCUUGUAUUUUUGAUGCGAAGGCUGGAAUACAAUUAAGUCCUACAUUUGUUAAACUUAUUGCUUGGUACGAUAAUGAAUAUGGGUAUUCUACGCGCGUUUUGGAUUUAAUUACUCAUAUGAUAAAAGUAGAUGUAGAAAACAUUCAACCAUCUAGCGCUAAUGAUAUCUCUUUAAAUCAAUCGAUUUUAAAACCAUCCUCUUCAUCACUUCAUAAAGCCGAAGUUUCAGACUCAAAUUCUGAACAAGUGGAACGAAGGCUUCAUCAACUUCAACAAGAAGCAAAAGCAAGAGAAUUAUGGUCACAAAGCGUAGAAUAUACAAAUAGGAUCAUAUUUACUCGACCAAAAGAAAUUUAUGAUUUUAUUAUAAUCGGUGCUGGUAGCGCAGGAUGUGUAUUGGCUAAAGAAUUAAUUCAUUCCUUGCCUAACAUAAAUAUAUUAGUAUUGGAAGCCGGGCCGCCUCCUGCUCAAAUUAAUGAUCGUAUUUGUUCGGUUUCCUCUCAUGCUAGUAUUUGGAAAACAUUAGAAGUUGAUUGGGGAUAUUUUACGCAACCACAAACUAUACAAAGUUGUACGGAUCCAAGUAAAACGAUGAACGUGGGAUCAUUUAUCUAUCCGAGGGGCAAAGUGUGGGGAGGUUGUAGUAGUGUUAAUGCAAUGAUAUAUAUAAGAGGUCAUCAACUUGAUUAUGAAGAAUGGGCAUCACAAGGUCCUGAUUACAGGAAAUAUUGGAAUUGGGAUAAAUGUCUUGAAGCAUUUAAAGCGAUAGAGAAUAAUCAAAGGAAAGAACAAGAUGAUGAAUUUAAAUAUUAUCACGGACAAGAAGGAUUGUUAAAUGUAGAAGAUUAUCUUGAAACCUUUGAUAUCUUAAAGGAUUCAAUUGAAGCUGCUAAACAAUUAGGUAUACCAUUUAAUAAAGAUUUUAAUGGAACCAAACAAAAUGGGGUAGGAAAAUAUCAGUUAACUUCAAAGGAUGGACAAAGAUCUUCAUUUGCAAAUGGGUUCCUUAAAGAAGCAUUAAAUAAAAGAACAAUAACAUAUCCACCUUUUAAACCGAUCGGAGGGCCAUAUGGUUGUUCACAUGGAACAGGAAAAUUAUCGGCUGUUAAUGUUAAAUCUACUUCUCACGUAUUAAAUAUACUUUGGGAUAGUGACAACCUUUCGGCUAUUGAGGAAGGGAAAAAGAACGUCGCUAAAGGUGUCAAAUACUUUUAUCAAGGUUGUUUACACGAAGCGUAUGUUGCACCCAAAGGAGAAGUAAUCCUUUGUGCUGGGGCUAUUAAUAGUCCUCAAAUAUUAAUGUUGUCAGGAAUUGGUCCCAAAAAACAAUUGAAUUCUCAUAAAAUUGAUGUGAGAAAGGAUUUACCCGUUGGUAAAAAUUUAUUAGAUCAUCCAUUAGGAUUCGUUACGAUACGAACCGAAGUACCAAAUUCUACCAUGAAUACAACAUUACAUGAAUGGUCAAGCGGAACGGAAGUUGGAAUGUUUUUUAAAGCUAACGACAAGGGAAGAUUACCAUCUCGAGAUGAAUUAUUACACGAUCGUCCGGAUAUUCAAUUAACAGCUGCAUCUACUAUAUGGGAUCCGAAAUUAAUGUCAUAUACAGGAGAUGCGAUAACCUUAGCACCUGUCUUGAAUAAACCAAAAAGUGCUGGGCGAUUAGAAUUGACUAGUUCAAAUCCGUUUCAAUCUCCUAAAAUUUAUUUGAAUUUUUUGGAUCAAGCUGAAGAUAUAUAUAAAAUGAUUAGUUCAUUUAAAUUAACUUUAGAAUUACUAAAACAACCAGCUUUAGCUAAAUGGAAAGUUAAAGAAGUUGGAUUAUAUGACGAAUAUUCUGGCGUACAAAAGGAAAUCAAGGAGAAAAUGAAAAACAGAGAUGAGUUGAAUGAUGAUGAUUGGGAGGAAUUUCUCAGUAAAAACAUGGCACCAGAAGAGAAAGGGGGGGUAGUAGAUCAUAAAUUACGUGUGUAUGGAUGCGAAAAUUUACGCGUGGUUGAUGCUUCAAUUUUCCCAACCAUACCUGCUGGUAAUACCAAUGCGCCUACUGGUAUGGUUGCCUGGAGAGCGAGCAGAUUAAUUGAAGAUGAUUAUAAAAUCAAAUUAUCAUUAUGA